UGCCUCCAGCCACAGAAAAGUCAUUUUUAACAUUUGUAGUUGUUUUGAUCUGAGUGAGUCACAGCCACACUGAACUCCAUCUCCCAGGCGGCAUUGCGCGCGGUCUGUUUCUAGGUGUCUAGCAACGGUCCAGACAGCCGGCGGCAGCGGGAGCGGUGAUCCUCGGCGUCUCUUCCCCACGAUUAUCCGCCGCUGGGUGUUCACGGUUAAUGGUCGCCGGGCUGAAAUAGUGAGGAAUCAACCCUGAGCCCUGCGCAGAGAUAUGAGCGGCAGCGGGCGGCCCAGGACCAGCUCGUUUGCUGAGCCGCCAGGUGUUCCGGGAGCCGCCGCUGCGUCCGCCGCCGGAUCAGCCGCUGCCGUGGGGAGCAGCACAGGAAAGUCCGGGGUCCCUCAGGCCUCCGGCACCAGCUCGUCGGGAUGCUCGAACCUGAAGCUCGCUCGAGACAGCGGCAAGGUGACGACAGUGGUGGCCACACCGGGUCAGGGACCAGACCGUCCACAGGAAGUCUCUUACACUGACAUCAAGGUGAUUGGUAAUGGGUCGUUCGGUGUGGUGUACCAGGCUCGGCUCAUCGACAGCCAGGAGAUGGUGGCCAUCAAAAAGGUUCUGCAGGAUAAGAGGUUCAAGAAUCGUGAGCUACAGAUCAUGAGGAAGCUGGAUCACUGCAACAUUGUCAGACUACGUUACUUCUUCUACUCCAGUGGUGAGAAGAAAGAUGAAGUGUACCUCAACCUGGUGCUGGACUUUGUCCCUGAGACGGUCUACAGGGUUGCCAGGCAUUUCAACAAGGCCAAGAGCAUCAUUCCUAUCAUAUAUGUGAAGGUGUACAUGUACCAGUUGUUUCGCAGCCUGGCUUAUAUCCAUUCCCAGGGUGUGUGUCACAGAGACAUCAAGCCCCAGAACCUGCUUGUCGACCCAGAGACUGCCAUCCUCAAACUGUGCGACUUCGGCAGCGCCAAGCAGCUGGUCCGCGGUGAGCCCAACGUGUCGUAUAUCUGCUCACGGUAUUAUCGAGCCCCUGAGUUAAUUUUCGGUGCCACAGACUACACAGCAAACAUUGACAUCUGGUCAGCAGGCUGCGUUCUCGCGGAGCUGCUGCUGGGACAGCCCAUAUUCCCCGGAGACAGUGGAGUGGACCAACUUGUAGAGAUUAUCAAGGUUCUAGGAACACCAACACGAGAACAGAUCCGAGAGAUGAACCCAAACUACACAGAAUUCAAGUUCCCUCAGAUUAAAGCUCAUCCGUGGACCAAGGUGUUUAAGCCCCGCACCCCUCCGGAGGCGAUUGCCCUCUGCUCUCGGCUGCUGGAGUACACACCGGCCUCACGCUUCUCCCCACUAGAGGCCUGCUCACAUGCCUUCUUCGACGAGCUGCGCCAGCCCAACACGCGGCUGCCCAGCGGCCGAGAGCUGCCGAUGCUCUUCAACUUCAGCACCACAGAGCUGUCGAUCCAGCCGCAGCUAAACUCGACCCUCAUCCCUCCUCACGCCCGCUCUCACACAGCUGCUUCCGCCCACGAUGGCACCGGUUCAGAUUCAUCUCAACACAGUUCAGUACCAGGAUCUCUCAACAGCAUCUGAAGCAGCUUCUCACCUGCCUGCCUGCCAGCCCCACACACACACACACGCACGCACACUUGACACACACACACACACACACACACACACACACACACACACACACUACAGCUUUCCUCUGUGCCGCUUGCUCUCCUCUUAGAUGAUCUGUUUUUGUACAGUACACACGUUGAACAAACUCGUAGUUCUUUAGCUGCCAGGGUUGAAACUACGGCAGGAGAUUGUUACACACACACACAGAGUCGUCUUGCUGCUGCUCAGGUGGUAUGUGAAGGUUCAAUAGUAGGGGCUGGUCCUCUGUUAUAUAACCUUUUUUCUUUUUUCUUUUUUUAAAUCAACCUUUUCCCCCGUUUUCUUCUUUAUAUCUGUGUUUAUUUAUUUGACGAAUUGAAAUGCAUCAUGUGAGCUCACCACAUUUAGUCGCUACAGCUUUUUCUUUUCUUUUUUUUUUUUAGGCUUCUUCCAUGUUUUUAAAUCGCCUUUAGUUACGUGUUGGACUGCACGCUGCCUGACCAAGACUAGAAAUGCCCCCAAGUAGGUCAUCAGGGUAACGGAUGUUUUUAUCUCACUCGGGGCUGGAGAACUGAUGCAGGGACUGAAACAUUCAGAAAUCCUCCAGCCACAUUAUUCAGUAUAUAUAUAUAUAUAUAUACAUAUAUAUAGAUAUAUGUAUAUAUAUGUGUGUGUGUGUGUGUGUAGAGUAUACAGCCUGAUGUUUAAGCUCAAGUUAAAUCUCCAGCUGGUUUAUUCCCUGUUGAAGCGGCAGCACCAGGUAGCAUUUAUCAGUGUUCGGUUGGAGAUCUGUUGUAUUUGUCUCUGAUGUGAAUCAUGUUCAGUAGCUGUAUUUUUAGACUGAACUGGAAAUCACCAGACUCUGAGUAACAGCUGUUGCUUCUGUUUUAAUCCUGAACUAAAGACGACACGUUCAUAUAUU
Paralichthys olivaceus (Japanese flounder) is the source of this 2513-nucleotide messenger RNA. It is a transcript of the gene gsk3aa, whose product is annotated as glycogen synthase kinase 3 alpha a. Gene Ontology annotation, biological process: negative regulation of TOR signaling; protein phosphorylation; extrinsic apoptotic signaling pathway in absence of ligand. The record is from RefSeq and is a predicted model, not a curated record. Lineage: Eukaryota; Metazoa; Chordata; Actinopteri; Pleuronectiformes; Paralichthyidae. Gene Ontology annotation, cellular component: cytosol; axon; nucleus. Gene Ontology annotation, molecular function: protein serine/threonine kinase activity; ATP binding.